Messenger RNA from Hypanus sabinus (Atlantic stingray), 5112 nucleotides. Its product is annotated as calcium-binding protein 1-like. The transcript is spliced from 7 exons. Gene Ontology annotation, molecular function: calcium ion binding. NCBI's taxonomy places the organism in Eukaryota, Metazoa, Chordata, Chondrichthyes, Myliobatiformes, Dasyatidae. Bases 149 to 1180 code for a protein of 343 amino acids. The record is from RefSeq and is a predicted model, not a curated record.
UCAGGAUGCAAGCAGAUUUUUUUAAAGGACAGACCUACCGCUGCCUUCUCCUAUACUGUACAAUGUGUAUAGAGAACUGGCAUGCCCCAGAAAGCUCGGUGAUGUAGAAUAACAACAACAACAAUAAUAUUAAGAGAUAACAUAGGAAAUGAGUUCUUCUAUAACAAAAAGCGACUCCAAGACUUCCCUGCUGAAAUGCGGAGCGGCGAGAGGAGACUUUCACGUGGGAAACGCGCCCCGCAGGCGAGGCAGUCAGUGGAGCGACGCGGUCGAGGAGCAGCCGCCGGCGGGAGGUUCGGCCAGGGGGGUCGGCACCGCGGCGGCGGCGGCGGCGGACGCCAAAGCGUCCAGGAAGCGAGGCACGGGCGGCAAGCCGCAGGCAGCCGGCGGCAGAGGAGAGCGGGGGGAAGGGCAGGGGCAAACCAGCGAGCGCAGGAAGCGGGCACCGGGCAGCAAGGUGGCUCGGUGCAGGAAAGGCGCGUUGGAGAGAAGCGGCAGCGAGUGCUCGCUCCUCAGCGGCUCGGCGUCGCCCUCCUCGUCCAAAUCCAGCAAGGCCAGCUUCCAGUCGGUGGACGUCGACCCCGGUCUGAGCCCCAUGUUGGACUCGGUGUUUGGUCAGGACAGAGAACUGGGAGCAGAAGAAAUUGAAGGCAAGCCACAAAGCAAAGAAACCCAACAUGCAAAGAGAAAAAAGGAAAACCAUGCUAACAAUACAAAUAAGCAAACAGCAUUCAGAAUUGAAGUUCACUACGAGCUAAGAGACGCAUUCAGAGAAUUUGAUAAGGACAAGGAUGGUUUCAUUGGCUGUAAAGAUCUGGGCAACUGCAUGCGAACAAUGGGCUACAUGCCAACCGAGAUGGAGCUGAUUGAACUCUCCCAGCAAAUUAACAUGAACUUGGGCGGCCAUGUUGAUUUUGAUGACUUUUUGGAAUUGAUGGGACCCAAGCUUUUGGCGGAAACGGCUGACAUGAUUGGGGUGAAAGAGCUCCGGGAUGCUUUCAAGGAGUUCGACACAAAUGGAGACGGGGAGAUCAGCACGACAGAGCUCCGUGAAGCCAUGAAGAAGUUACUCGGCCAACAGAUCGGACACCGGGACAUUGAAGAAAUACUGAAAGAUGUGGACUUGAACGGUGAUGGGCGUGUUGACUUUGAAGAGUUUGUCCGGAUGAUGUCUCGCUGACCAAGGGAAACGACCUCUGGACCAAGUUGGCAAAUAGCCACCAAAUAACACAAACUGAUGCAGUGUCUUCAUACUCUACUUGAGACUAUUAAACAGCCUUGCUGGCUAGGGAGCAAAACUUUUCUGUUCCGAGCUACUGAAGAAAUGCCAAGUGCCCGCCAUGCUGGGGCACUGUGUAACAAACUGCAACUCUUUCUACUGUCAUGCUACCUGGAUUUCACAUUAAACAUCAUCCCAGAAUCAUAUACAGGUGAUCCCCACCAAGGAUUGUACAUAUAAACACGGUGGUGAGAUUAAUCUAUAAGUAUGCAGUGCUCAAAAUAAAAUCGCACACAUCAUUGACAGGUGAAAUGUAAAGUUGUAACAAGCUAUUUAUAAUUUGACAGUCUUUUAUGAGGCUUUACAGGAUUUAGCCUUCUGUGAAACAGAAUAUCAGGGAUAAGAUUUGUUUUGUGUCUGUAUUAAUCAUACUGACGCACUUUUGUUUGAUUUGUCUCUGCGAGGUUAAUGCAACAUUGAAACAAAUGAAUUGAUAGUUGCAGUGAAAUGCCAGAUAGGAAAUUAAUUCAUGCUCUCAAAGUUCUAAAUAGUUUCACAGAGGAAAUGAGAUCUCCAGUUGCUGGUAGGUUUUGUGGUGAUAUUGUACUUAACAAUGCAAUGGGGAUGCUCCACAACUCUCCCCAUGGCAACGCACCAGCUCACCCUUCCUUCAAGGUUUGAAUUGGAUCUAACUCCCGCAUCCAUUUUCAGUGACGUGCUGGGGUACACAGCCUGAAAAGGCAUCAGAAACAGAUUGGGUCAUAAGUUUCCGCAGGGAAUUAAAGGGGUAAACUCUGCAAGGGUGUAGAGGAACAGUUCAGUUCUGAGACAGCUUAGAGCCAACACAACUUGAUGACCUCCUGUGCUCUGUGAUUCUUUUUCUGUUUCAUCCUGAUCGCGAUGAGGGAUGUUAACAUCAGAAAUCUUCCCCUUCAUCAUGUAUCAAAUUGCCUCAGGUUUCUGCCUAGACAGCUGUGGUGAAUCUGGACUGAAAUGCUCAAGAAGGUCCUUUCAGCCUUUCCCAAUCUGGAUAUUCUCAAUCUCUCUCCUGCUGUGGGAUGAACAUGUUAACGAGGGUCAGAGUGAAGCUGCUGUAUAAACAACAAUCCCGCCAGAUUGCAUGCAUCCCGUGUUGCCCUAACGUCGAGGGAGAACUUUCUUUUCACUGACUUCGGGCCUCUCCCUCAGAAAGGGACAAUGAAUGACUGGCAUUCAGGGAGUUAAGGAAUUGUCUGCAAUGAUGAAACGUUUAAGUGGUGUUUGAAAGCAUGGUGGGUGAUGAGCCUUUCUCUUUCUGCAUUUACUUUAUGCUUGUAAUCACAGCCUCAGCGUCACUGUUGCAAUGACAGUGGGAGAUGGGAGUUCAUUCUUACUGUGUGGUUCUCGUUUCUGAAGUGUGGCUCCAUUGAAUUUUAUGAGUACAUUGCAUUGACAACACCAUAACGCACAUGAAGCACACGUAACCAAGACUUCUGUGGCUUUAAGGAGUUCUCAAUAUAGGAAGCCAACUUUAACUCCAGAAGCUGGCCCGUGGGUUGCCUCUCGUUCCUCUGCAGUUGGCAGUGUAAUGUGAAGAUGUUUCAAAGGAGAUGCAGUAGAGCAUUUUUUUAAAAGUACCACACCCACACAAAAUCUCUACUUUGACUAGAGCAGAGCAGGUCAGGAAUACCAUGAGUGUCUGAAGGGAACAGUAACAGCUCCAUUGCAGCCCCGUUUGAGAUGAGCUGAAGUAACACUAACCACGUUCAAUGUUCUCCACAGUCUGUCUGGUUUACCCUGGCACAGGUCAGUCACCAUAUUGCUGGGAGGUAGAAACAUCAGAACCUCUUUCAAAAUAAGCAGUUCCCAGAAACAAGAUUGUUACCUUUACCCUAAGCUCUGGAGGAGGGAGAGAGAUGAGUAAACAGAGAACAAAUUUGGGAGCAACACACACAAAAUGCUGGUGGAACACAGCAGGCCUGGCAGCAUCUAUAGGGAGAAGCGCUGUCGUCGUUUUGGGCCGAGACCCUUCGUCAGGUUGGUAUGAUUCCAGCUGUUCCCUGCACAACGAGUUAAGUUCAAAUUCUAGGAGCACUAUUGAGGCCAUGAAUGGUCAGGUCUUAAGGGACUUUGAGGAACAGUGGAACAUAGGACUAGAAGUUCAUAGAUCCUUGAACGUGGCAACACAGGUAAGGCAGUAUGGUUAGGAGGGCAUAUGGAAUGCUGGCUUUCAUUAGCAGGGCACUGACUGCAGAAGGAGGAACAUAAAUACUCCAACACCUUGGUCGGAUCUCAGCUGAAGUACUGUGUGCAGUUCUGGUCGCUGAGGCAUAGGGACGAUGUGUUGGCACUGCGGAGGAGCUUCACCGGGAUGUAGUGAAGGGAGAGUCAGAGGAAGCCUAGCCUUUUCACACCAGAGCAGAGGAAGUUAAGAGUCACAUGAUCGAGGUUUAUAAAAUUAUGUGAGCUCUCAAGAAGGCAGACUGCAGAAGAACUAUCUCCAUAUCAGAGGUAAAUAGAUCCCCUUAUAUAAUAUCUGAAUCUUUUCCCACUUAACUGAAACUCCUUCGCCCAGAGAGUGUAAAGUACCUGCAAUCUCUUGCCUGAGAUAAAGUCAUAGAGUCGCACCACAGGGUCUUCAACCAACAGGUCUACCCUCAUUGCGUUGCCCAGCAAGGUAGUCUCAUCUUCCUGUGUUUGUCCUAGACCCUGUAAACCUCUCAUAUCCAAGUAGCUGGCUUUUAAGUGUUGCUGAUGUGCUCACCUCAACCACUACUUCUGGCAGCUCAUUCCAAGGACACCCCAUCCUUUGCUGCCCCUGAUGUCCCUUUUGCCCCUGAUUUUAAACCUAUGUCCUCAUGCUUAUAGCAUUCCCUCCCCAGGUAAAAGACUACAUGGUUUCACCCUGUGCCCCUCAUGAUCUUAGAUACCCCUUUCAGGUGAUCACUCAAUCUCCUAUGUUCCAGGGGAUAAAGUCCUAGUUCAUGCAUCCUCCUCGUGUAACUCAGGCCCCCAAGUCCAGGUGAGUCUUUCCUGCACUCUUUUUAGUUUAAUAACAUCUUUCCUAUAACACGAUGACUUAAACUGCACACAUACUCUACUGUGCAUUCUACUGUUACGAUGACGACAUUCUCAGGUUGGGGAGCAACACCUCAAAUGCUGUCUGUUUAGCCUCCAACCUGACAGCAUGAGCAUCAACUUCCUUCAAAUUCUCCCCAUUUGGCCUCUCUCUUGUUUCGUUCUCCAUUCUGACUCCCCACUUUUCUCACCUGCCUAUAACCUCCCUCUGAUGCCUCUCUUCCUUCCCUCUCUCCCAUGGUCCACUCUACUAUCAGGUUCCUCCUUCUUCAGCCAUUUACCUCUUCUACCCACAACCUCCCACUUCAUCCCCUUCACCCACUCACCUGCCUUUCUCCUCAUCUGACUUCACCUAACACCGGCCAGAGUGUACCCCUUUCUCCUUCCCCUCCUCCUUUCCAGUCCUGACAAAGGGUCUCAGCCUGAGACAUCGACUGUUUAUUCCUCUCCAUAGAUGCUGCCUGACCUGCUGAGUUCCUCCAGCAUUUUGUCUGCGGUUACCCAAUACUCCACGUCUUCCUCCAAGUGGUUAAAUCUGGGAGGCUAAUAGCAUUGAAGAAGCACCUAGAUGAGCACUUGACUCACUUAGACAAGUGCUGGGUAAUGGGGUUUGUUUGGAAGGGUGUCCACUAGUUAGUAUGGAUGAGUCGGGUCGAUGGCCUGUUUCCAAGCUGUAGGAUUCUAUAAUUCCAAAGAUAAUAGAGCCAAUAGUUGAAGGAAAAGCUUUAAAUAGGCAACUUCCAUGGGUUUUAGUUAGUAAGCAGCUGUUGUGAUGGUGUGGCAGGACUCACCCUUUAAUUGUAGUACUCAGUUUCAUCCUACAGGUCUCUCUGUCU